AUGAAGUUGGGUAUUAUCUUUAGUUCCGUUGUUUAUUUUGUGGCGAUUUUAAUGCAAAAUCAAGGAUGUAAGGGCUGUUUAGAGAAGGAGAGAAUAGGCCUACUAGAGAUCAAGGACUACAUAUUGUCACAAAAAGGGGAUCCUUACAAUGAAUUGGAUUCAUGGGUUGAUGAUAGAGCUAGCAAUUGUUGUACUUGGAACAAAAUCAAGUGUUCUAAUAUCUCUUCUGGCCACAUAACUGACUUAUCCCUAAAAAUGUUACUAGACUUUUGGUCCUCUAAUACGAUGUUAAACGUUUCAUUGUUCCAUCCAUUUGAAGAGUUACGCCUCCUCGACUUGUCAUACAAUUUGUUUCGAGGCUGGAUUGGCAAUGAAGGAUUUCCUGGACUAAACAAGUUGGACACAUUAGACCUUUCGGAUAACAAUCUAAAUAGUAGCAUCUUGCGAAGUUUGAAUGAAUUAACUUCUUUAACAACUUUGAAGCUUGGUUAUAAUUUCAUGCACAACUUCUCUGCUCAAGGAUUUUUGAGAUCAAAGGAGUUGGAGGUCUUAGAACUUCCGGGAAAUAUGCUAAAUGGCAGCAUCAUACCAAGUUUGCAUGAAUUCACAUCAUUAAAGAAUUUGAGGCUGGGCGAUAACAACUUUAAUUGUUCCCUCUCUUCUUUAGAUGUUCAAAACCUAAGAAACUUGAAAGUGCUAAGUUUAAGCAAUAAUUACAUGAAUGGCUCAAUUGAAGGAUUAUGCAAAUUGAAGGAUUUGGAAGAUCUAAAUAUCGGUAAUAAUAUGUUUAGUGCUCAACUUCCUGAGUGUUUAAGCAACUUAACAAACCUUCAAGUUCUUGAACUUAGUAAUAAUUUGUUCACUGGAAAUUUUCCAUCCUUCACUAGCAAUCUCACUUCCUUGACAUACUUAUCUUUCUGUGAAAAUUACAUGCAAGGAACAUUUUCAUUGAGCACUUUGGCUAAUCACUCCAAACUUCAGCAAUAUAUAUCAAACAACAAUUUAAGUGGUUUGCUUCCAAAAGAUUUUGGUAAUUUCCUUCCAAGUGUUACAUAUUUGAAUAUGUCAUGGAAUAACUUCGAAGGAAAUAUACCUUCAUCAAUUGGUAAGAUGAAAAAUCUUGAGUCCUUGGAUGUCUCUCAUAAUCAUUUCUUAGGCGAGUUACCUAAAGGAUUGGCCACAUAUUGCGAAAUGUUAACAUACUUGAAGGUCUCCAACAACUAUCUACAGGGGAAUAUUCCAAAAUUUUCAAAUUGGAUGAAUAUGGAAGUGUUAUUUCUCAAUAACAACAAUUUUAGUGGAACACUUGAAGAUGUAUUGGGAAACAAUAUAGGAUUGAUAGUAUUAUACAUAUCUAAUAACUCAAUCUCAGGCACAAUUCCUAAUUCAAUUGUGAUGUUUUCUUCUAUGCGAGUUCUUCUUAUGGCAAAUAAUCUUUUAGAAGGUGAGAUCCCUAAAAAGAUGUUUCUCAACAUGUCAAUGCUUCAAAUUAUGGAUCUUUCUCAAAAUAAGUUAAUUGGAUCAUUACCAAAAUUUAAUAGUUUAACAUCUUUGAGGUUUUUGUAUUUGCAAAAGAAUUAUCUCUCUGGAUCUAUACCAUUUGAACUUUCUAAAAGCUCAAACCUACAACUUCUAGACUUGAGAGAGAACAAAUUUUAUGGAAAUAUUCCGAAUUCGAUCGAUAAGUUCUCAGAGUUAAAGAUUCUUUUAUUAGGAGGGAACAACUUUGAAGGAGAAAUUCCAAUUCAGUUGUGUCAGUUGAAAAAGGUUGACAUAUUGGACCUAUCAAGGAAUGUGUUCAAUGCUUCAAUACCAUCUUGUUUCCAGAAUUUGUCAUUUGGAAUGGGACAAUAUGAUGAUGAUGGUUAUGAUUAUGGUCCUGUUUUUGAAAUCUCAAUGUACAAUCCCCCAAUAUACUUUCUUCCAAAUGAAGAAUCUCUCUUCGAUGCUCGUUUGUUAAUUCUAUUGCCUUUGUUCGAUCUAUUAAAUGAAGACCUAAAAUUGGAAGUGGAAUUCAGAACAAAGAACAAUGAUUAUUUUUACAAAGGUAAAGUCCUAGAGAACAUGACUGGAUUGGACUUAUCAUGCAAUAAGUUAACAGGACAAUUUGGAGACUUUGAUGAUGAAAACUACAGAGGUAAUCCUGAUCUUUGUGGACCGCUCCUCAAGCGAAAGUGUGAAGAUGUUGCGUUUUCACCUUCUUCACCAUCGAAUGAGAAUGAAGAAAAUGAAACAAAAGUUGACAUGAUAGCAUUUUAUUGGAGUUUUGCAGCAUCUUACAUAACAAUACUUCUAGCCAUCUUGACAGUGUUGUACAUCAAUGUAGAUUGGCGCAUGGUCUUGUUUUAUUACGUUGAUAAGGUUAUACUUAGAUGUUUUCCAACUUUCCCAUUGCAUUGA
This is a messenger RNA of Cicer arietinum (chickpea), 2400 nucleotides long. NCBI's taxonomy places the organism in Eukaryota, Viridiplantae, Streptophyta, Magnoliopsida, Fabales, Fabaceae. The record is from RefSeq and is a predicted model, not a curated record.